Drosophila takahashii is the source of this 1227-nucleotide messenger RNA. RefSeq lists its product as uncharacterized. The record is from RefSeq and is a predicted model, not a curated record. Lineage: Eukaryota; Metazoa; Arthropoda; Insecta; Diptera; Drosophilidae.
AUGGCGUGCAUUGAUAAUCUCAAUGAUGACUGCCUCCUUAAAAUUGUAGAGUACCUGAACCUGGAGGACCAAGUGCAGCUAUGGAAGAGUUCCGAGUCCUCAUCCCGCCUGAGAUCGGCGCUUUCGUAUGCCUGGCAGCGCCAGACAAAUCACACCGUUAAUCGGAAAACAUUUGAGGGAAAUCCCGACGUUCUCCACGAAUUCCUGAGGUCCAUCCGUCUCACUGUGGCAGAACUUUCGCUCGAGAACCUGAAUAUGGAUCAACUUAAGCAGUGGAAAAACCACACCUUUCCAAAUAUGAGGGAUUUGAGCUACACGGUGCAUAGAGACAAUAAGAUGGAGGAAGACUCUGACAUUGCGAUUCUGGUGAACUGUUUUCCGCUGCUGGAGGGUUUUGAGGUAUGUGCAAACGCCAGCGGUCAACAUAUUAGUCAGUGGAGAAAUCUUCGCCGACUCGAUCUUCAGCUAUGCUGGUACCUGACCACCCAGAACUUCGAGGAAAUCUGCCAGAGCCUUGGGAACCUUCAGACCCUGAAAAUCCAAUGGCUCAUACAUGAGGAAGAUGACUUUGUGCGGGCCAUCAGUUCGCUGAAGGAACUGGAGGAGCUGGAGUUGCACAUCUACGACCUAGGCACUGAAAACACCAGCAAACUAAUGCGUCUGCCCAAGCUGAGAAAGCUGCGACUGUGGAAUUACGACAAUUUGGACAAAAUCCUGUCGGACAUUGGUCGUCUGAGGGGUCAGGAUAUGGUAUCAGCCGUUUUCGAAGAUAACAUCUUCAUUUGGAAAACUCGAGUAAUGUCCAAGUUCCGAUACCUACGGUGCCUAACUCUUGUCAAUGGUGAAGAAUGUGAUGCCAUUGACUUCCGCUCUAUUACCAACUGCUUUCCUCUUUUGGAGCAACUGCACCUGAAGAGCUCAAGAAUUUUGUCAAAUGCCAACGAGAUAUGGGACGUGGUGCUUGCAUGCCCCCGACUCAGGGUCUUCAGCAUGACCAACCAGGUUCUGCACGACGAAUUCUUCGCCUUUAGCAAGUCAAUCAUGAGCCGCGCCUUGAAUCAGCGGAAGGAGGCGUUGACCAUCCAAUUCUAUAAAACUGAUAAAGAGGCGUUGAUUGCCCAGCAUUUUAGGCACCCGAAACUUAUAGUUUCCUAUAAUCCGACGAACAUCAAUACACGAUUACUUUACGCUAUUAUAGAGCUUGAAUUUGUACUACAAGAGACGUGA